AUGGAAGAAGCCCUGUUACCGCCUUCCACCACUACAUCAGAAGAAGUCGAUCAUCAACCUGUGGUGACCAUCACGACUGCAACCUACGACAAUGGCGAUGAGGAAGAAAAUGACAGUGGUGUUUACAGAGAAGGGACCAUUGCGUCGGCCAGAUUCAAUAUCCUGAGCACCAUGGUGGGAGGAGGUUGUUUGUCGUUGCCAUUGGCCUUUCAACAGUCUGGAAAUUCACUCUUGGGUCCACUCUUGUUGGUCUUGACAGCUCUGAUUACGGAUUUUUGUUUCCGACUCUUGGUUGCCUCCGCCGUUCACUUGAAAUGCCCGCAUUCGACACGACCCGGAACGGACAGUUUUGAAUCCAUCACUCAAGAAGCCUUUGGCCCAAGAGCUUUCAUCAUGUCUCAAUUGCUAGUUUUUUUCAUGUGUUUCUUUGGUGCCGUCGGAUAUUCCGUUUUGCUCCGGGACAUGAUGGAACCCAUCAAUGACGCCAUCUUGGAGCACUUGAGUUUUGUGAAAAGCGAAUGGAUGACCAAAAACUUGACCAUGUUUGCCGUCAUUUUUCUCGUGACGCCCGCCACGACCUUGCAAACCUUGACCUCUUUGAAAAAUUGUGGCGCCAUGUCCAUGUUUUCCAUUUUUGUGCUGGGAUCCUGCAUUGUCUUUCGAUCCGUCCAAUGUCAAGUCAACAAUCCCAGUCCCGAACCCUGGUAUUCCUAUUUGACCUUCUUUCCAGAAUCUCCAGGAGAACUCUUGGAUGCCUUGCCACUCUACAUUUCCUGCUUUGUCUGUCAUUACAACAUUUUGCCCGUGCACAAUGAAUUGCAAAAUCCAACCCCCAAACGAGUCUCUUGGUGGCUUCGGACCACCACCUGGGGUUCCUUUGGACUCUAUCUAAUCAUGGGGUGGACCGGAUCGGCUUAUGGACACUGCACUCCUUCGGGCAAGGUACACGGGAAUGUGCUAUUGGAUUUUGACAAGAAGGAUCCACUGUUGUUGGUGGGACGCAUGUGUUUGGCUGUGACCAUUACCUUGGCAUUUCCCAUGUUGGUCAUUCCAGGGCGCGACAUUGUCAUUCGAUCGUACUUACCAUCAAGCAAUGCUAGUGGUACAACAGAGACUCCAGUGGAUCCAUCCGCAGCUGACGACUUGCAAGAACCUCUCUUGUCACAAGAAGAACAAGCAGAUAAUGCCGAGACUGCUGCUGCGACUGGUGAUGAAUUCAAUGACGAAGAGGCACCAUUGGAUGACGCUGGUUCCCAAAGUGGGGGCAAUACGGAUGGCGCACCUCCUUCUACUUCCUACAUGGUCCGGUUGUUGGUCUCGAUUGCCAUUUUCUGGACGGCAGGAACAGUCGCCAGUUUGGUGGAUGGCAUUGAAGUUGUUUGGGAUUUGUUGGGAUCGUCACUCAGUAUACUCCUCAGUUUCCUAAUCCCCUGUGGAUCCUACUUGGUGAUUACCUCGAACGAAACAACAGAGGAGACGUCAUCGUCGUCAUGGCUCGACGAUGCCAGUGAAGAUCGCAAACGAUUUUGGUCCAAGAUCCUUUGUUGGGUGUUGAUUGGUACCUUCACUCCACUCAUGAUUGUGUCGACGGCGAAUGCGGUUCACAAUACCUUUUCGGGGGGGAAUUAG
Molecule: messenger RNA, 1629 nt
Organism: Cylindrotheca closterium
Lineage: Eukaryota; Bacillariophyta; Bacillariophyceae; Bacillariales; Bacillariaceae
Source: the annotation of a GenBank genome assembly